AGCGCAGCAGGAGGAGGGGGGAGAAGAAGAGGAGGCAAACGAGAAGAUGUGUCUGCAUUUUUUUGUAAUAUCUUUUUAAAAACGGAUUUUUUUACUUUCCUGCUGGUUAACAUCGUUAAACCAGGCAGCGACCAAAGAACAGUAUCGUACAAGUAAAAUCAGCCUCGAAUAGAAAAUGACCGAUUAACAGAUUGCUGCUUCGCUAACUUUAGCCAGCUAAAAAACAAAAAUAGCUAUUUGUGUCAUCUGACAGUUUCUGGGAAAGAAAAUAUGACAACUCUAACCAGACAAGACCUCAAUUUUGGACAAGUGGUUGCUGACAUCCUGUGUGAGUUCCUGGAGGUCGCUAUUCAUCUCAUCCUCUAUGUCCGUGAAGUUUAUCCUUCUGGAAUAUUUCAGAAGCGAAAGAAAUACAAUGUGCCUGUGCAGAUGUCAUGUCAUCCAGACCUGAAUCAGUAUAUUCAAGAUACACUACAUUGUAUAAAGCCACUCAUUGAGAAGAAUGAUGCAGAGAAGGUGGUGGUGGUCAUCAUGGACAAAGAGCAUCAUCCAGUAGAGAGAUUUGUGUUUGAGAUUUCCCAGCCUACCUUGCUGUCCAUCUGCUCUGACACAUUACUUUCACAUGUGGAGCAGCUGCUGAGGGCAUUCAUCCUGAAGAUCAGUGUGUGUGAUGCUGUUUUAAAUAAUAAUCCUCCAGGAUGUUCAUUUACAGUGCUAGUACAUACCAGAGAUGCUGCCACACGCAACAUGGAGAAGGUUCAAGUCAUCAAGGAUUUCCCAUGGAUAGUUGCUGAUGAGCAAGAAGUCCACAUGCAGGAGCCGAGACUCAUCCCACUGAAGACCAUGACGUCUGACAUAGUAAAAAUGCAGCUCUACGUGGAAGAGAGAGCCCAGAAAACAUAGGUAACUAUGUUCUCUGCAGAAAGGCGGGAUAUUGCUUCAUGAGCCAAUCUGUGACAACGCUGAGUCACGAGCCAAGGACAUAAAGCCACCUCAGAGCCGCUACAGUCCGAAAGAAAGAUGAAUGUUUGUUGAACACAUGGGAUUAGUAAGAGUGACAUGUUCCUUAUGGAAAAUGUUUGUGAGGUACCUACAUUAUGUUGCAGUUUGGGUUGGAUGUUACAUAUGGCUGACUUGUGUUGUCUUCAUGUGAUUUAAGCACAUCCCAUACACAUAUUCAUGAGAAUGGUUCUAGAUCAGUAUAACAGUAUAACAUCUCAGCAACAUCAGUCUACAAAUCAUUGGCUGUGUCGUAAAUUUACUGUAAAAUGAUCCCAAAUGGUUUUGCUAAUGCUCCCUGAGAAGAAAUAGUCUUGUCAUCCUGCUUGAAGGAUUGUUUCUUAACAGAAUACAGCGUCUCACUGAGCCAUAGCAGGUCUGUGCAUGGUGUGUGUCAAAGCUUUCAGGUGGGUUUGGAAGAAAAGGAUCUCAGUGUGUUUUCAUGUGUACUUCCACUGUUCCACAAAUGCAAAGAUGUAAUUUGCAUUUAAUUUUUACUCCUCAUAGCAUUGUGAAUUGAUAUGUAAAAAGCUAUUAAAUUUUAAUAAAACAUUUUUAAAGCACCA
Toxotes jaculatrix (banded archerfish) is the source of this 1565-nucleotide messenger RNA. RefSeq names its product mitotic arrest deficient 2 like 2 (gene mad2l2). Bases 271 to 903 code for a protein of 210 amino acids. The record is from RefSeq and is a predicted model, not a curated record. The transcript has 8 exons. Gene Ontology annotation, cellular component: zeta DNA polymerase complex. Lineage: Eukaryota; Metazoa; Chordata; Actinopteri; Toxotidae.